Molecule: messenger RNA, 1103 nt
Organism: Marchantia polymorpha subsp. ruderalis
Lineage: Eukaryota; Viridiplantae; Streptophyta; Marchantiopsida; Marchantiales; Marchantiaceae
Source: the annotation of a GenBank genome assembly
UCGUUUUACAAGAGCUUUAACGUCUACUCCAUGAAAAAUAACACGGGGUAGUUUUGCAGCUGAACGAACUGAUUGUCGUGGGGUUAACAAGUGGCAGGGGCACUGGCGUGAAUCCGUGAACUCAAUAAUGGAACUACUGAGACGAUAAGCAUGACAUUCUUGUCGCGCUUAUUCCUUGUUACGGGUUGACAUUCCUGUCAAGCCGUGAACACGUCGAUGAACCCAUCUGAUGGUGCGACUACUAAGGUGUUACUUACUUCAGGUAUAAGGGGUCUGGGUAGUUUCUAUGCAAUUCCGGACGCCGUUAUGUUUACGUGGAAAUUUUCGAGCACAUGACAAGUGGAUCUAUGCUGGCACUGUGUAACUGUGUGUCUAUUACUCGUUUUCUUCUCUAAAUUUGGUAUCUUUACCCGUGUCAACUGUCAUAUGCUGUUUGAGCUCAUGUCAACUUCAGAGACGACGACUUUCCAACAUUGGCUGAUACCAAAGUAACAAGCUACAGACCCUGUUGAUCCUGGAAUCAGGUUGUUGUCAAAGGGUUAUCCAGGUGGAAUUGGAGUCGCCUUGACUUUCAGGCCAGGGUGUUCAUUACAACAAAAAAAUGGGCUAUAACUCGUCCAUGCCAACUUGCGACUGCAGGAGUCUCACCAAGCUUCUGUGCAAUGAGGUCUCGAUGAUUUUGACAACUAUCGUAGUACAGCUAUUAUGGCUGGUACUACGACCUAGCAGAUCGGACUGUGCGCAUGUGGGCUUCAGGAUUCCUGAUAAUACUACCUUCGUCUUCUAAUCGAAUCUUCGAUCGGAGUGUCAUUAGCUGAAAAUCAAUGACGAUAUUCAAGAAAGUGAGUUGAGGGGAGCAGAUCAUAUAUGAAACGAGAGCGCUAAAGCUUAGAAGCGUUGAUCAUCUUCAUCUGCUUGACCGUCGACAUUGAUCUUCAAAUGAGCAAGUUCUUUUAGACACCGUUCGCGCAGUUUCGAAACAUUCCCGCUCUGACAGAAGUUAGAUAGUCUAGUAGAGGAUCUCGUUGCCGGUUGACCUGCAUGUGGCUACCCAAAUCGGCUGUACUAUAACAUUGGCAAAUAUAUAAAAUCUCAGUUGCAGU